AUGGCGCCCACAAACAUGGAAGUGCCAACUUUGUCUAUACCCGGAGAGCAGUCAAAUCAGAGGAUAGGUGCCCAACCUCAGCAACAAUAUAGUGGCCAUCUUAAAAGAAAAGAAGCACAAGAGGGCUCUGUGGAAUGGUAUUUCGAUCAGGGGUUUGCUUGGAUGUCUAACCAUCCAUGGAUGACGGGAAUAGGGGCAUUCGGGAUUGUGUAUUUUGCUGCUGGGUUCGUCAAGUCGAAGCAGCCCGGCUUAAAUGGUAAAGCCUUCAUCAAAGGAGGUUUUGGUCACAAAAUGUCUGCUAAGGAAGCAUUACAGAUCCUUAACUUAAAAGAAACAACUUUGUCGAAGUCAAAGUUGAAAGAGCAACAUAGAAAGCUAAUGAUGGCAAACCAUCCGGAUAAAGGUGGUUCUUCAUUUUUGGCCACUAAAGUAAACGAGGCAAAAGAUUUCUUAGAGAAAAGAGGCGGAUUAAAGAAGUAA
Molecule: messenger RNA, 480 nt
Organism: Priceomyces carsonii
Lineage: Eukaryota; Fungi; Ascomycota; Pichiomycetes; Serinales; Debaryomycetaceae
Gene: PAM18
Product: Pam18p
Exons: 1
Coding region: 1-480 (159 amino acids)
Biological process (GO): protein import into mitochondrial matrix
Cellular component (GO): PAM complex, Tim23 associated import motor
Molecular function (GO): ATPase activator activity
Source: RefSeq, a predicted model, not a curated record